Molecule: messenger RNA, 2096 nt
Organism: Musa acuminata AAA Group (dessert banana)
Lineage: Eukaryota; Viridiplantae; Streptophyta; Magnoliopsida; Zingiberales; Musaceae
Product: cytidine deaminase 1-like
Exons: 2
Coding region: 42-1145 (367 amino acids)
Cellular component (GO): cytosol
Molecular function (GO): zinc ion binding; cytidine deaminase activity
Source: RefSeq, a predicted model, not a curated record
UGCAUUUAAAUAGCAUCUCGUCCUCCAAAUACAACUGGCACAUGCCCUGCCCUCCUCCCUCGCCUCUUUUUACCUCCCAGCUUGCAGGAAAAACCAAAGAUACCAAUCAGUUCCUUUCCUGCAUCUGUACAUUUCUCUCUGUCUGUGUGCGUGUGAUUUCCAUCCGAUUCCUGAUCGGCGAGCGAGAGGAGAUGGAGGAGAAGCCAGCGAGAUCGACGGUUGGAAAGUUCGUGAUCGAAGCGGAGGAGGCGCAGGCGAUGGCUAAGGAGUCGGGCGUCGCCGCCGUGAGGGAGCUCCUCCCCCUCCUGGUCCCCGCAGCCCAGCGGCUGGCGCGGCCGCCCAUCUCCAACUACCGCGUGGGGGCCGUCGGACUGGGGGCCAGCGGUCGGAUCUUCCUCGGGGUGAACCUCGAGUUCCCCGGCCUGCCGCUACACCACUCCGUCCACGCGGAGCAGUUCCUGAUGGCCAACGCCAACGCCCACGGUGAGCCCAGCAUCCGCUGCGUCGCCGUCUCCUCCGUCCCCUGCGGCCACUGCCGCCAGUUCCUCCAGGAGAUCCGCGGCGCGGCGGAGAUCCAGAUCCUCGUCACCUCCGAUGAGGAUCCCGCCUUCCGUCCCCUCGCCUCCCUCCUCCCCCACCCGUUCGGGCCCCCGGACCUCCUCCACAAGGACGCCCCCCUCCUCCUAGAGCCGCACGACAACGAUUUCGGCGCCCUUGAUGCCACGGGCGUUGCCGUCGGCGGUGGGGGAUUGUGCAAUGGCAUCGGGGGAGGCGGGCUGGAGCGUCGGCUUAGGGAGGCAGCGGAGGGGGCAGCGAGGUCAUCGCACGCGCCGUACAGCGGGUGCGCCGCGGGCUUCGCUGUGGCGGACGGCCGGGGGAGGGUGUACUCGGGGUCCUACGUAGAGUCGGCGGCGUACAACCCGAGCCUGGGACCGGCGCAGGCGGCGAUGGUGGCGUGCCUGGCGGCGGGCGGCGGAGGCGGAGGCGAGGGCGAGGGCGGCGGGUGGGGGAUCGUGGCGGCCGCGCUGGUGGAGAAAGAGACUGCAGCGGUGUCCCACGAGGGGACGGCGAGGAUCUUCCUGGAGGCGGUGGCGCCGGGCGCCCAUCUGAAGGUUUACCGCUUUCGCCCGUCCGCCGCGGUCUAGCUAUAUCAGUGCUUUGGAGAUGAUGACGAUCAUCUAUCCUGAUGCGAUGAAAUAAAUGGUUCAGAUCGUGGGCAACGAGGGAACGAUGUCGAAUCGUCGAUGCGUUGAUGAAAAAAUGUGUGCGCGUGUAUAUGGGUGACCGCCAGAUCAAUUGACCUUGAGACACCCUUGCAGCGAUGAAGCUGAUAGGAGACCAUUCUAAACUUCAAAACCGAGAAGCUAGCUGAGGUGCCAAGGCCUCUCCCACUUCCGUUGACUUCCUGUUGAGUACUGGAAUCUGGAACUUGGAUGUCAGUCAGAUGUGAUUCAAGCUCCGCGAGGCCUGCUCGCCAAACACUAGAAUUUGUGGUGGUACUCCCACGGAACGUUAUCCCCUACGCUGUAGCUUUUUCAGAGUAAGAGACACUGGCAGGAAACUUUUGCUGUUUUUUUUUCUCUCUUAAUUCUAUGCUGUUCUUAAUAAGCUACUACUAAAUUAGUGACGCAGCCCUACGAUGUUCCAUGGGGUAUACAAAGAAGACCACAAUAAACAAUGGUUAUGCCGGUCAUGCAGAUGCGACCGAAAUGGUCGAUUAAUGUUCCAACCUCAACGGUGGUAGCUGCUUAUACCGAUAUUUAAGCAAUUGAAGCUCGACCUUUAGAUUGGCUGGAAGCCGAGCCCGUAAUGGUCCUUCUCCCACGUCCCUUUUUGUUCUAAUUAUAUAAGGCAGUGGUGCGCGAAACUCGAAAGGCCAGCUUCCGUGGAAACAGUAGGUUAAACAAGUCACGGAACAAGGGCGUCGAGUUGGACGAUCGUGCUGCCGAAGUAGACGUAAUGGUCCAUCGGAGAUAUCAGAAAACUGUUAAGGAAAAUUCUCCUCUUGAGAAAAAUUCUUCCUUCUAAACAUGUAUAAAUAUGGAGUAUUGUGAAUUGUUUCAAUCAAUAUAAUCUUCUUCUUUCUAUUUCAUUUC